AUGCAGCUCAUCACCCGCGCCAUCUAUCACCUCGAAACCACGCAGCUCGAAGUUGGGACACUCGCUUUUGCAGUUCUCAAUUUCCUGACUUAUGCUGUGUGGUGGGACAAGCCUCUCAACGUGCAGUGCCCACAUCCAGUGUACUGGAAUGUCAGCGAUAGAGACGAAUUCACUCGGCUUCGGAUCUUGCGUCGAAUCUUCCGCCCAGUAAUAGAGCUGAUAGGCUGGGCUGAGAUUCCCACAUCUCGAAAGCUCCGAGUUCCAACAUUUGAUGGCAGCAUCAAACUUGAAGGUUCGGAUAACAUGGUUCUUCGGCUCGCUGGAUUGCUUAUAGCCACUAUCUUUGGCGGCAUCCAUUGUAUGGCUUGGUUUUUUGCUUUCCCCGCAUGCCAGGAACAGGCGCUAUGGCGCAUGAGUGCCAUCGCUAUAACUUGCACACCCUGGCUUAGUAUCCUUACGGUAUUAGUCUUUAACGUCCUGGACGCACUAGAUGCGUGCUUCGAUGCGGUUUAUGCAUUGUUUGUUAUGUUGUACAUUACAGCUCGUGCCGUCCUCUUGGUACUGAUGUUCACCACCUUACGCGAUCUUCCUCCUGACGUAUACAAGGCCGUGUUGUGGACUAGUUUGGUGCCGCACUUGUAG
Messenger RNA from Suillus discolor, 642 nucleotides. RefSeq lists its product as uncharacterized. The record is from RefSeq and is a predicted model, not a curated record. The transcript is spliced from 2 exons. NCBI's taxonomy places the organism in Eukaryota, Fungi, Basidiomycota, Agaricomycetes, Boletales, Suillaceae. Bases 1 to 642 code for a protein of 213 amino acids.